CGUCCGUCGACGCCCUUGACCCGGCGUUAUAUAGCUCUCCAUCUCGUCUGCCUGGCCGCCAUGUCUUUACCAAAGCGCAUUAUCAAGGAGACCGAACGUCUAGUGGCCGACCCCGCGCCAGGGAUCACGGCAACGCCGCACGAAGACAAUCUACGAUACUUCGACGUGACCAUCCAGGGCCCGGACGGAAGCCCGUUCCAGAAUGGAAUUUUCCGAUUGGAGUUGUUCUUGCCGGAGGAGUACCCCAUGGCGCCGCCGAAAGUGCGGUUCCUGACGAAGAUCUACCAUCCCAACAUCGACAAGCUCGGCCGCAUCUGUCUUGACAUCCUCAAAGAUAAAUGGUCCCCCGCGCUCCAGAUCCGGACCGUGCUGCUGUCAAUACAGGCCCUGCUCAGCUCGCCCAACCCGGACGACCCGCUCGCCACCGAUGUUGCGAAGCACUACAAGGAGGAUGAGAAGGACGCGCAACGCGUGAGCCGGGAGUGGACAGAGAAGUUCGCCUCAUAGGGCAGGCGGGCAGCUCGGGCGCUAGAAAGCGAGGGAGAGAGAGAGAGAGAGAGAGAAUA
Messenger RNA from Punctularia strigosozonata HHB-11173 SS5, 566 nucleotides. Its product is annotated as ubiquitin-conjugating enzyme. Gene Ontology annotation, cellular component: nucleus. The transcript is spliced from 6 exons. Gene Ontology annotation, biological process: DNA damage tolerance; protein K63-linked ubiquitination. Gene Ontology annotation, molecular function: ubiquitin conjugating enzyme activity. The record is from RefSeq and is a predicted model, not a curated record. Bases 61 to 507 code for a protein of 148 amino acids. NCBI's taxonomy places the organism in Eukaryota, Fungi, Basidiomycota, Agaricomycetes, Corticiales, Punctulariaceae.